GAAUGUAAGUUUCUGCUUGCUUCAGUGUCUUUCAGGACUAGGGGGAAGUUGUAUUUUGCAAGUGCAGCACAUUCGUGCAUCAUCCCAAAGGUUUAAGAAAUGAUAGAACUUUGAGAAGGAGCAUUCCUUGCAUUUGCCACAGUCUUAACCAGAAUUGGAGGGUUUGGGAUUGGGGUCUGCUUUGCGGCUGAAAACAAAUCCGCCAAGGUGAAUGGCCCGCGGUGGGUGUAGCUGGCCUCAGCGGCUCCGCAAGGGGAAGAUGCUGGCGGUGGGGGUGCUGGCCGGCCUCUCGGUGCUCAGCCUCCUCACCUACGGCUACCUGUCCUGGGACAGCCUCGGACGCGGCCCCGCAGAGGCGCCGGCUGCGCUGGGAGAGGAGCGGGGGGUCGGCGCCCUCAGCUCGCAGCCGCACAUCGUCUUCAUUCUGGCUGACGAUCAGGGCUUCAGAGACGUAGGGUACCACGGCUCGGAGAUCAGGACGCCCACUCUGGACAAGCUAGCCGCCGAAGGGGUUAAACUGGAGAACUAUUAUGUUCAGCCUAUGUGCACACCAUCCAGAAGCCAAUUUAUCACUGGAAAGUACCAGAUACACACCGGCCUUCAGCACUCCAUUAUACGGCCAACCCAGCCCAACUGCCUACCUCUGGAUAACGUCACGCUACCUCAGAAGCUGAAGGAGGUUGGUUAUUCGACACACAUGGUUGGCAAAUGGCACUUGGGGUUUUAUCGCAAAGAAUGCAUGCCCACACAGAGAGGAUUUGACACUUUCUUUGGCUCACUCUUAGGCAGCGGUGACUAUUACACUCACUUCAAAUGUGACAGCCCUGGAAUAUGUGGCUAUGACCUGUACGAGAAUGAUAAUGCAGCUUGGGAUCACGACAAUGGUAUCUACUCAACGCAGAUGUACACGCAAAAAGUACAACAAAUCUUAGCUUCUCACGAUCCCAGGAAACCUAUUUUCUUAUAUAUUGCCUACCAAGCUGUUCAUUCACCUCUUCAGGCACCGGGAAAGUAUUUUGAACAUUAUCGAUCCAUAAACAACAUAAACAGGCGAAGAUAUGCUGCGAUGCUAGCUUGUUUGGAUGAAGCCAUAAACAACGUAACCCUUGCUUUAAAGAAGUACGGUUACUAUGACAAUAGCAUUAUCAUAUAUUCUUCAGAUAAUGGUGGGCAGCCAAUGGCUGGAGGAAGUAACUGGCCUCUCCGAGGGAGCAAAGGGACAUACUGGGAAGGAGGCAUCCGUGCUGUUGGGUUUGUCCAUAGCCCCCUUCUGAAAAACAAAGGGUCUGUAUGUAAGGAACUUGUGCACAUCACAGACUGGUUCCCCACUUUGAUCACACUGGCAGAAGGACAGAUUGAUGAAGAUAUCCAGUUAGAUGGUUAUGAUAUAUGGGAAACCAUUAGUGAAGGCAGACGUUCUCCACGGGUAGACAUCUUACACAACAUUGACCCAAUUUACACCAAAGCCAAAAAUGGGUCUUGGGCGGCUGGCUAUGGGAUCUGGAACACUGCAAUUCAGUCUGCCAUCAGAGUGAAUCAUUGGAAACUACUGACAGGAAAUCCAGGAUAUAGCGACUGGGUUCCUCCACAGGCCUUCAGCAACGUGGGCCCCAACCGCUGGCAUAAUGAACGUGUUUCUUGGUCAGCUGGCAAAACCGUGUGGCUUUUCAACAUAACUGCUGAUCCAUACGAACGGGUGGACCUCUCUUCAAAGUAUCCUGAUGUAGUGAAACAGCUGUUGAGGAGGCUUUCACAGUUCAAUAAGACCGCGGUUCCUGUUCGGUACCCACCUAAGGACCCACGGAGUAACCCAAAGCUGAAUGGAGGAGUCUGGGGUCCAUGGUUUAAAGAAGAUGAAAAGAAGAAAAAGUCAGAUAAAAGUAAAGGUGCUAAUAAGCAAAAGAAGAACAAGAAAAAAGCAAAUCGGAAAAAAGGACAGUCAUUACAUUGCCGGUCACGUCUUGCUGGUGGAUAGACUUUGAGCUUGCUAGUUUUUGCCAAGCCUAAGACAUCUUGGCCCAAGUUCCUUGAAUUCUGACUGAAUAUAUCAGAAAUGCCUGCUCUGCACUAUGGAGGAAAGCUGUCAUCUUUUAAUUUGUUCUCAAAUUUCACUAGGACGAGAUUAUCUUGACACUGCCUCAAACGUACAUAAACAUCCACGUGGCAGACUUUCUCCUCUACAGGAAAAAUGGUGCUCUUCCAUCACAACUACAUUCCAGAUAAGAACACAAUUACUCCUAACUUCAGAAGGCCCAUUUUUGAUGGACAAAUGAUUGUUCCUUGCCUGAAUUUGUUAGAAUUUUUUGAGAGUCUGGAGUGGCAGAUGAUUCAUAGAGAGAAAGGAAAAUCAAGCUUGAGAACUUCUGUAGGUCUGAGAGUGUAAGCCACCAACCUGUGACAUUUAUUUAUAAAACACAGCAAAAAUUGAAGCCAAUGGUAACUUUUUUGGGGGUGCUGGGGAGAGGAACACAAGAGUAGGAAAGCUGCUUUGAAUUAGACUGUGCCUCUAUUGGAUGAGAAAUACUUUUAAAAUUCCCUAAAUGUGCUAACCUUUCCUCGUUUGUAGUAAAACCAGAAGGUUCUUAUCAGCACACAUGAAUAACUAGCACAUGCCAUGUAUAAUUUAUUAUAGGCAUAGCCAAAAGCACAUCACCAAAGUGAAUGUAAUAUUUAAACACUUUAAGAUAUCUAUGCUACAGUACAUGCAAGACGUAAUUUAUUUUACAGCACAAUACUUCCAUAGAAUGGCCUGGGUUGAAAAGGACUGUAAUGGCCAAUAUUUUUCACAAUACUUUCUUGUUUUCCAUUAAAACUUUAAUUAGUGGGUGAUGCAAGGGUUGUUUAUUUGGUUUUCCUUUUAUUUUUAAUUUUAUUUUCACUCAGUCAUUCAGAGUUUUAUUCAACAGAUUCCCAUCCUCAGAGUACUGUAAAACAAGAAAAUGCUGUAGACACUGCUAGGAUGAGAGAGGAGAAUGAUUCAGGUACAUCAUUUCAAUAUGUAUUUGCCUCCAGUUAUUUUGAAUGUAACAGAGUGAUUAUUUAAUUAAGUAGUCACGUGAAUAUUGUUGAGUUUCUGUACAGAAGCUUGGCCAUCUUUGUGUUUUGGGGGAAAAAGUCUACUUUAAACUUUUUAUUUAUGUGGCUAUUAAAAUAGUUUAUUUUUAUGGCAUUCA
Messenger RNA from Coturnix japonica (Japanese quail), 3173 nucleotides. It is a transcript of the gene ARSJ, whose product is annotated as arylsulfatase family member J. The record is from RefSeq and is a predicted model, not a curated record. Gene Ontology annotation, molecular function: sulfuric ester hydrolase activity. Lineage: Eukaryota; Metazoa; Chordata; Aves; Galliformes; Phasianidae.